Messenger RNA from Peronospora matthiolae, 495 nucleotides. The record is from the annotation of a GenBank genome assembly. Lineage: Eukaryota; Oomycota; Peronosporomycetes; Peronosporales; Peronosporaceae.
AUGGGUUGCCCCGUGAACUCGUAUCAGAACAGAGAUCCACGAUUCACUGCUGAUUUCUGGCGUUCCGUGUUCAAAUCACUCGGAACGCGCUUGAAGAUGUCAACAUCUGAUCAUCCAGAGUCGGAUGGUCAGACGGAACGUGCCAAUCGUGUCCUUGAAGAGAUACUUCGAGGAUACGUACACUCCUUUAAGAGUUGGAGUGAGUUUUUGCCAAUGGUAGAGUUUGCCAUCAACAACUCGGUGCAUGCGUCCACGACACAUACACCGUUUUACGUGAAUGGCUUGCGCCAUCCGCGUAUACCCACCUUACUAGAGUGUAACUCUGGUUUAAGGGGGGGAGGGACUCGCGCGAGCAAAAACCGAUUUGGUUCACGCUCAUCACGCUCUGACGAAGAAGUCAUUGCGUUUGAUGCCGAUAUCGAUAACAUCGAUAUCGAAGAAGAUGAUGCCAGUGAGAGUGCGGAAGCCCUCACUGAAGACAAUGAUCCCAGGUGA